AUGGCGGACUUUAACCACUUCGGUGGUUCGGACGAGGAGAAUGCUGAGAUCAAGAGGUUGAGAGCCGAAGUGGACGCCGACCCAGACAGCUUUGAGAACUGGGAAAAGCUUGUCAGAGCCUGCGAGACGCUCGACGGUGGCCUCACACGAAACUCUAGCCCUCAGGCACUCGCAACCCUCCGCGAUGCAUACGACCGAUUCCUCCUCAAAUUCCCACUCCUCUUCGGAUACUGGAAGAAGUAUGCCGACCUCGAGUUCACAAUCGCCGGCCCGGAAUCGGCCGAGAUGGUGUACGAGAGAGGCUGCGCAAGCAUCACAAAUUCGGUCGACCUGUGGACCGAGUACUGUUCUUUCAAGAUGGAGACAACCCACAUUCCACAGCUGGUCAGAGAUCUCUUCGAGCGUGGUGCCGCUUGUGUCGGGCUAGACUUUAUGGCCCACCCCUUCUGGAACAAGUACCUCGAGUAUGAAGAGCGUCAAGAGGCACACGAGAACAUCUUUCAAAUCCUGCAACGGGUGAUUCACAUCCCCAUGUAUCAGUAUGCGCGCUACUACGAGCGGUUCAGCACCAUGGUGCAUACCCGGGCGCUGGACGACGUUGUGUCACCUGAACUCCAGGCUCGCUUCAAGUCCGAGAUCGAGGCCGAAGCGGCUGCUUACGGCGUGGCCAAGACCGAGCCCGAGUUUGAGCAGGAGAUGCGUCGCAAGGUGGACGCCCACUAUGGUGAAAUCUUUACCAAGACGCAGACAGAGGUUACCAAGCGGUGGCUCUACGAAGCUGAGAUCAAGAGACCUUAUUUCCACGUGACAGAGUUAGAGCACAAGGAGCUGUCCAACUGGCGCAAGUACCUCGACUUUGAGGAGGCCGAGGGUAGCUUUGCCAGGACGACUUUUCUGUAUGAGAGGUGUCUGGUAACAUGUGCCUUCUACGAUGAGUUUUGGUUCAGAUACGCCAGGUGGAUGUCGGCUCAGCCCGACAAGACCGAGGAGGUUCGCAACAUAUAUCUGCGUGCUGCGACAAUAUUUGUGCCCAUCAGCCGUCCCGGCAUAAGGCUGCAAUUUGCCUAUUUUGAGGAGAGCUGCGGACGUAUCGCCAUGGCUCGGGAGGUGCACAAUGCAAUCCUCUUGAGGCUUCCGGGCUGCAUCGAGGUCAUCAUAUCUCUUGCAAACUUGGAGCGGAGGCAUAACGACAUUGAUGCGGCGAUCGAGGUCCUGAAGCAGCAAAUCGAGUCUCCCGAGGUUGACAUCUGGACAAAGGCAGUCCUGGUGACGGAGUGGGCAAGGUUGCUGUGGACGGUUAAGGGCACGGCAGAGGAGGCUAGGGCCGUGUUCCAGAAGAAUGCGCAGUGGUAUGGUGGCAGCAGGCACUUUUGGAUGCAGUGGAUUCAGUUCGAGCUGGAGCAGCCGACGUCGGCAGAGCUCGAGGCGCAACACGGCGAACGACUGCGGGAGAUCAUCGAUAAGAUCCGCACCGAAAGCAACAUGUAUUCUGCCGCCAAGAAGGAGCUGUGUGGCGUCUAUCUAGCCUAUUUGCAACAUCGGGGCGGCAAGGACGCCAUGAAACAAUUUUUAGCUAUCGACCGGGAGAUGUAUGGACCAACUUCUAUCUCGUUGGCCGGUAAGGCAGGCAAAGAGAACGGAGUUGCUGCGCCCGAGGUUGAUGAGGCCACGAGGCUAAAGGCCGAGGCGCGCCACUAUAGCUUUUACCAGCUUCACGCGGAACCCAGCCACGAGGAGCAGGGCACUGCCUCGUUCAAUUGA
Molecule: messenger RNA, 1761 nt
Organism: Pyricularia pennisetigena
Lineage: Eukaryota; Fungi; Ascomycota; Sordariomycetes; Magnaporthales; Pyriculariaceae
Exons: 4
Coding region: 1-1761 (586 amino acids)
Biological process (GO): RNA processing; mRNA 5'-splice site recognition
Cellular component (GO): commitment complex; U1 snRNP; U2-type prespliceosome
Molecular function (GO): protein binding
Source: RefSeq, a predicted model, not a curated record